Messenger RNA from Oryzias melastigma (Indian medaka), 1661 nucleotides. RefSeq lists its product as uncharacterized. Lineage: Eukaryota; Metazoa; Chordata; Actinopteri; Beloniformes; Adrianichthyidae. The coding region runs from base 128 to 1159 and encodes 343 amino acids. The record is from RefSeq and is a predicted model, not a curated record. The transcript has 10 exons. Gene Ontology annotation, molecular function: metal ion binding.
UUUUGAAUCGUGCCAACUCUAAACAGCUGUUGGACAUGUUUUCACUGUGUGGGCGUGGCUUCAUUCUCCAACGUGACGGCAUUUAAAAUCUGCAUGAAGACAAACGAAAGUACUUUCUAAAUCAGCGAUGGCGUCUGCUUACAGUUCUUUUGAUGAAGAUUCAAAUGGGAGUGAUUAUGAACUGUCCUUCAGUGACCAACACUCAAGUGAGAGUGAUGUCAGCAGUCAGGGUCAAAACACAGAACCCUGCAAAUAUUACAAUAAAGGCCACUGCAAGAAUGGGAGAGCCUGCUCUUACUUGCAUAUCUGCAAGUAUUUUGUGAAAGGAAACUGCCGCUAUGGCUCCAAAUGUAGACUCAACCAUUCUGGUGUUGGCGGGGGUUCAUUUGGAAAAAGCCAAGCUCAAAACCAUCCAACAAGCUGUAAGAAAGUGCCAAAACUUACUGACGGACGAUGCUACCAGUGGCAGCUAGACGGUGGAAAUGGUUGGAAAGACAUUGAAAAUGAUCACAUCCUGGAGGCCCAGUACUCACUGCCCCACACCAAAAGCAUCAAAAUCUACAACACACCAUAUGGGGCUGUGAGCAUUGAUUUUAAAAGGAUUACAGUGUAUGGAAAGAAGGUGAAAGUGAGGCGUUUGGAUGACGGUAACACCGUGUGGGUCUGGUACUGUAUACUGGGACGUAAGUGGGUCAAGUAUGGAGAAAAAAGUUCACCAACUAAAAGCUCUCCAGUGCAGAGCUCUGACAUAGAGAAGAAGUUCCAGAGUAACCCAUCAAGCUCCUUCUCGUUUGACAUUGGGGGUCAGACACUGGAGAUUAGAUUCAGAGAUAUGUGCCAAGUUGGUCAACGCAGAAAGAGGAAAGUCAUUCGGCGUCCGCUGUUCAGACAACAGCAGAGACAAUCUGUCAGCCUCCCUCAGCUCAAUUUGGGCUCCAAACCAAAGUGGGAGUUUGAAGGAGAUGGAGGAAGAUGGCACAUUUUCAAAUCUAGGGCAGGUGUGUCCAUAGACAGUGAUGAAAUUGAAAAGAAGUACCAGAAAAAUCCUAAAGACCGCAUGAACUUCAAAGUACAAGGACAAGAUUACCAGCUGGAUUUUGGAGCAAUGAUUCAGACCAACCUCAAAACUAAGAAGACUCGCAAGAUCCGACGUGUAUGAGCAAAAAUGAAGUAAAGAAUGUCUUUGCAAGCCUACUAGUUAAUGUUUAGAUUAAUAUUUAGAUGAAUGCCUUCCCAUGGCAAAAAUGAGUUUUUUUAAGUAUACUACUUAGUCUAUACUAAUAUUGAGGUGCUUGAAGUUUACUUUUUAUUUACUAUCUAUACAUUGUAAACUUGAAGCGUUUUAAUUUAGUCAGAAGAAGUAUUCAGUUAGUGUACUUCCUGCACUUCAUGGUCUGUAGUAUACUUGAUAUACUUGAACUCAAGUAUACUUAAUAAAAUGAACCUCAGGGAUGUCCCGGGAAAUACAACUUUUGUUUACAUUAUAAAAAUGUUAGAAUAAAGUUCGACAUCUAGAUUGGCUUUGAUGUUUACAUAAUCAAACCAAAUAGUCUCCAAUAAUGUAUUGUUUGAAACUCUGUUUUAUGAAAAAAAACAUAUUUUCUCUUUACCUGAUGGUGUUUUAUUUAAAAAAAAUAUGUAUAUGAAAAUGUUUACAGUUA